Pseudopipra pipra is the source of this 2381-nucleotide messenger RNA. It is a transcript of the gene CERS5, whose product is annotated as ceramide synthase 5. NCBI's taxonomy places the organism in Eukaryota, Metazoa, Chordata, Aves, Passeriformes, Pipridae. Gene Ontology annotation, molecular function: sphingosine N-acyltransferase activity; DNA binding. Gene Ontology annotation, cellular component: membrane. Bases 62 to 1267 code for a protein of 401 amino acids. Gene Ontology annotation, biological process: ceramide biosynthetic process. The transcript has 11 exons. The record is from RefSeq and is a predicted model, not a curated record.
GCCCCCGUGCCUGUGGCGGCCGCCGGAGCGCGGCGGCGGGAGGAGGAGGAGGAGGCGGAAGAUGGCGGCGGCCGCGGCGGCGGCGCUGCGGGCCUGGUUCUGGAACGAGCGGUUCUGGCUCCCGCACAACGUGACGUGGGCGGACCUGGCGGGCGAGCCGGGCAGCGGGCUGCAGUACCCGCGGGCCGCGCACGUCCUGUCCGCCUUCCCGCUGGCGCUCGGCAUCUUCGCCGUGCGGCUGCUCUUCGAGAGGUUUAUUGCCAAGCCCUGUGCCAUAAACCUUGGCAUCCAGGACAGUGGACCUCACAGAGCCCAGCCCAAUGCAAUCCUAGAGAAAGUGUUUACAUCCAUCACCAAGUCUCCAGAUGCAAAGAGGUUGGAGGGCCUGUCCAAGCAGCUGGACUGGGACGUGCGGAAGAUCCAGCGCUGGUUCCGGCACCGGAGGAACCAGGACAAACCCACCACCCUCACCAAAUUCUGUGAGAGCAUGUGGAGAUUUACAUUUUAUUUAAGUAUAUUUUUUUAUGGAAUCAGGUUUCUCUGGACGGCCCCCUGGUUUUGGGACACACGACAGUGCUGGCACAACUACCCUUUCCAGCCUCUAACAUCCAGGCUUUAUUAUUACUAUAUCUUGGAGCUGGCCUUCUACUGGUCCCUCAUGUUUUCUCAGUUUACAGACAUUAAACGGAAGGACUUCCUGAUCAUGUUUGUCCAUCACUUGGCCACGAUUGGACUCAUCACCUUCUCCUACAUGAACAACAUGGUGCGGGUUGGGACCCUGGUGCUGUGUCUCCAUGAUGCCUCAGAUUUCCUCCUGGAGGCUGCAAAGCUGGCCAACUAUGCCAAGUACCAGCGGGUGUGUGAUGCUUUCUUCAUGCUCUUCGGGGUCGUGUUCAUCGUGACACGGUUGGGCAUUUACCCUUUCUGGAUUCUGAACACGACCCUGUUUGAGAGCUGGGAGCUGAUCGGUCCCUACCCCUCCUGGUGGCUCUUCAACGGGCUCCUGGUGACCCUGCAGGUCCUGCACGUCAUCUGGUCCUACCUCAUCAUCCGCACGGCCUCCAAGGCCCUGGUGAGGGGCAAGAUUGGAGCUGGACAGUUCCACCCUUUGCAUGUGUCCAAGGACGACCGCAGCGACGUGGAGAGCAGCUCUGAGGAGGAGGAGGUGACUUCCAACAGCACAAAAGGAGUCUUCAGCACUUCCAGCAACGGCUCCAACCGCCUCAACGGCCACGUGGCCGGCGGCCAGUGGACAGGGGAGGAGUAAGGCCCUGGGCUGGCCCUGAGCAAAAGCAUGGACUUCUCUUUCAAUUAUCUAGUUGUGUUGAGCUCCACAUUCCCAAGUGAUCUUUAAUCAAAAACAAAAAACAACAACAAACCCCCUUCCCCAGACACCUCCAGCAAAACCCCGACCGGUCCGAGGGACGAAGCCGGGGCGGGAGAACAGAGCUGCAGGUUCCACUUCGAGCCACUUUUGUGCUUCAAAAGCACAAGAAAAAAAAAAAACAAAACAACCAACCCCAAGUUGUUGAACCCCGAGAGUUCCUGUUGAUGUCUGCAGAGGUGUCUUUUGUUUGGUUGGUUUUUCACUGGGAUCAAACUCGAGGCAAGAGCGGGUUUGGACGAGGCCGGUCCAGAAGCACUCCAGGAGCCACUUGGGAGCAGGUUCCAGGUCCAGAAGCACUCCAGGAGCCACUUGGGAGCAGGUUCCACGUCCAAACCGCCCUGGGGGAGGCAGAGACUCUUUUCUCAGCCUUGAGCUUUGAACUGUGCUACCCCAGAACUGCUGGCCUGGCUCGCCCCCGGGGUGCUGAGGAGGUCCCAGCUGCUCAUCUCUGCUGUCACCAGGGACCAGGCCGGCGUCUGCUGCCUCUUUUGGUGCUGCAAACCCCUCUGAAGUCUUGACCAAAGCCUUCUGUAAGGAAGGGGGGAGGUAGGGGGAGUGGUUUAUUGCCCCUGAGACAACCAGCACAAUCCAGGCCUUUUAAAUCGUUUGUUUGUUUGUUUUUUCCCCCCUGUUGCAAAUUGUGGGUUUUGAAGACUUUUUUCUAGACCUACUGGAUCCAGUUGGCUGAGCUGGGAUCGGAGGGAGGAUCAGAACUGGUGGGGCUGGGUUUAACCCUCCAAAAAAUGGGAUGUUUUGGUCCUGUAACUCCCAGACAGAAGUGAAUGUUGCUGCUCUGAUGCUGCAGCUGUGGAGGAACCCGGGGCUGGAAGAGCAGCCACACUGUGGGCUUUUGCUUCUCUUUUGUUUUUUUUUACUCAAUGGUACUUGGGGGCAAUGGAAUGGUCAAUCAGGAGCAGAAUUUUGGAAACUUCUCGACUCGUUACCAUUUUAUACUGUUGUUUACUCUUAUCUCCGAUUAAAAGUUGCUUCAGAA